Molecule: messenger RNA, 468 nt
Organism: Cryptomeria japonica (Japanese cedar)
Lineage: Eukaryota; Viridiplantae; Streptophyta; Pinopsida; Cupressales; Cupressaceae
Product: secreted RxLR effector protein 161-like
Exons: 1
Coding region: 1-468 (155 amino acids)
Source: RefSeq, a predicted model, not a curated record
AUGAUAAAUUGCAGUCCAACUUCCACUCUUGUGGCAAUAGGCACAAAACUAAGUAGAGAAGAUAAUGAGACAGAUUUUGAUUCCACUAUAUUGAGAAAAUUAGAUGCUAGUUUGAUGUAUCUUACUACAACUAGAUUAGAUAUAAUGUAUGAAGUUAGUUUGAUUUAUAGAUUCAUGGAUGCACCAAAGAAUUCACAUUGGCAAGCAAGAAAACGGUUAUUGAGGUACAUUGUAGGAACUAUGAAUCAUGGCAUAUUGUAUUCUACUUCAGAUGAUUUUCAAUUGGUUGGAUAUUUAGAUAGUGAUUUUGUAAGAAGUAUAAAUGAUAUAAAGAGCACAUCUGGAUAUGCAUUUCAUCUUGGAACAUGUGUUGUAGCAUGGGCAUCAAAGAAGCAGCCUAUAGUGACAAUUUCAUCAACAAAAGUAGAGUAUGUGGCAAGAACAUCAGCAACAUGUCAAGCAGUAUGA